CUUAACCGUAGCCUAAUCUAAAAAUGACCUGCAUCCGAGCCUGAGACAUUGAUAGAGACUGUUGCCGUGUGAGAUAAGCAAAUUGUCACUUUCGGACGUUGAACUAGUCCAUGCCCACCAAUGAGAAACGGAGCUAAUAACGCUCUCAACUGGGUUUUUUUACGGACCACCCUUUUCUUGGAGUUACAUGCGCACGGUGGCUGACCUGGCUGUUCACCACGCCGCAGCUAGUGUGUCUCAGGUAGCUUAUGUAGCUCAGUGGGGAAUGUUUCGGACAAUCGCAUGGUUACGUGGAAAUGUUUCGACUCCUUGAUACGUAGGCUACAAGAUCGAAAGCAUGAAGAAAACUGCAAUUUAAAAUACAAAUAUAAAAUAAGUUAACGUAGGCUAGCUAACCACGGGAAUGAUGUUUACACUGACAGAGGUAGCCUCGUUAAAUGACAUCCAGCCAACCUACCGCAUACUGAAGCCAUGGUGGGAUGUGUUCAUGGACUACCUGGGGGUGGUCAUGCUCAUGUUGGCUAUCUUCGCCAUGACGAUGCAGAUCACGAAGGACCAGGUGGCUUGCCUGCCUUGCCUGGAGCGGGCGGAGCAGACGGCAUGUUCAAAUUCCUUCACCACACAAAGUCCACUGGAAAGUGCACCAUCGGCUGCCAGCAGGACCACAAUGGUUUCUGCCCCACUGCCCACAAAAGAUCUACCAGACAGUGCUGUCCAUGAGAUUCACGUCACUCACACGCAAACUGCCAUGAAAGCUGAGAGAAUAAUUGGACAACCCGAGCCAACGGGGGUCAGAACUAAUUUAGAUUAUCAACAGUACAUUUUUGUCAACCAAAUGUGUUACCAUGUUGCCUUGCCCUGGUACUCCAAGUACUUCCCUUACCUCACUCUUAUCCAUACCAUUGUGCUUAUGGUCAGCAGCAACUUCUGGUUUAAGUACCCAAAGACAAGUUCAAAGAUAGAGCACUUUGUGUCCAUUUUGGGCCGGUGCUUUGAAUCUCCUUGGACUACAAAGGCUCUGUCUGAAACAGCUUGUGAGGACUCUGAGGAGAAUAAACAGAGACUGACAGGCACUUCUUCAGCACCAAAACAGAUGUCAUCAGAAGGUAAAGAAGGGAGUAAUGACAGCCCAUCUACUCCUAUGCUUGCUGGAGUGAAAUUUUCGGCAGAUAAGCCCCUCACUGAAAUCCCAAGCAUGACCAUCCUGGACAAAAAAGAUGGAGAGCAGGCUAAAGCUCUUUUUGAAAAAGUGAGGAAAUUUCGUGCUCAUGUGGAGGACAGCGAUUUUAUCUACAAGCUUUAUGUAGCCCAGACAGUUGUCAAAACGUUCAAGUUCAUUUUGAUCUUGUCCUACACAUCAACCUUCAUGGCAUCUAUUGAUUUUCAGCAUGUAUGUACACCUGAAAAAGAAUUUAAGAAUUUAACCGGAUACUCUCAGUUUAUUUGCACACACAACAUGGCUUUUAUGCUAAAAAAGCUUCUUAUUAGCUACAUGGCUCUCAUAAUGAUCUAUGGGAUGGUAUGUUUGUAUACUCUUUUUUGGUUGUUCAGGCGACCCCUUAAAGAGUACUCAUUUGAGAAGGUCAGAGAGGAGAGCAGCUUUAGUGACAUUCCUGAUGUCAAGAAUGACUUUGCCUUCCUCUUACACAUGGUUGAUCAGUAUGACCAGCUGUAUUCCAAACGGUUUGGCGUAUUCCUCUCUGAGGUCAGUGAAAAUAAACUGAGAGAAAUCAGUUUGAAUCAUGAAUGGACUUUUGAGAAACUGAGACAACUUGUAAGCCGAAAUGCCCAAGACCAGCAGGAGCUUCAUCUUUUCAUGCUCUCUGGUCUCCCCAAUGCAGUGUUUGACCUCACCGAUCUGGAAGUGCUUAAACUGGAACUGAUUCCAGAGGUCAGGUUCUCAGCAAAGCUCUCACAAAUGACUAGUUUGCAGGAGCUACAUCUCUGCCACUGCCCUGCCAAAGUGGAGCAGACAGCAUUCGGCUUUCUUCGUGACCAUCUCCGCUGCCUUUAUGUGAAGUUCACAGAUGUUGCUGAGAUUCCUGCAUGGGUUUAUCUAUUGAGAAGCUUAAGGGAGCUUAACUUAGUUGGGAAUUUAAGCUCUGAAAAUAACAAAAUGAUUGGACUUGAGUCCCUUAGAGAUUUAAGACAUCUCAAGACAUUGUACCUGAAGAGCAACCUCACCAAAAUGCCCUCAAACCUCACUGAGCUGUCUCCUCACCUGAUUAAACUUGUGGUGCACAACGAUGGUACAAAACUUUUGGUUCUAAACAGCCUUAAGAAGAUGACAAACCUAGCUGAGCUGGAGCUGCACAACUGUGAAUUGGAGAGGAUCCCCCAUGCUAUUUUUAGCUUGACAAACCUUCAAGAGCUGGACCUCAAAUCCAACAGUAUUCGCACCAUCGAGGAAGUCAUCAGCUUUCAGCACCUCAAAAGAUUGACUUGCCUGAAACUGUGGCAUAACAAAAUCAUAACCAUUCCAGCAUCCAUAGGCCAGGUCAAAUGUUUGGAGUCAUUGCACCUCUCCCAUAACAAACUGGAGACCCUCCCCACAGCCCUUUUCCAUCUCCCCAAGCUCCGGCACCUGGACAUCAGUCAUAACUCCAUCACAGUGAUCCCUCCAGAUGUAGGUCUGCUGCAGAAUCUCCAGCACCUCGCCAUCAACUCAAACAAGAUAGAGAUCCUUCCCAAACAGCUGUUCCGGUGUACGAAGCUGAAGGUCUUGUGUCUGGCAAACAAUGGCCUUUCCACAAUGCCUGAGACUGUAGGCCAGCUGGUGCAGCUCACCCAGCUGGAGCUGAGAGGGAAUUGUCUAGACCGCCUGCCCACACAACUGGGGAAUUGUCGCCUUCUUCGUAAAAACGGCCUCAUUGUUGAGGACCACCUUUUUGACGCUUUGCCUGUGGAGGUAAAAGAGAGUAUGAGUCGGGAAACCAAUGUGUCCUUUGCUAGUGGCUUAUAGCACAGUAUCACAAUGUUAGCACCCCAAAGGUUUAAGCCUUCAAGCACUUAUUGUGGAGGGAUUUACUUAAUUUGUAUUAAUAAUAUUAUUAACUGUAGCAACUUUUAUUGAUUAUUCAAAUGUAUAGUUUUAGUUGUACUAUAUUGUCGUAAUUAAGUUCAGUUAUUGACAUUCAAGUUUCUGUCAUGUUAAAGAUAUAGCUGAUAGCUAUGUAGUGUUUUGUUUGGUUUUCUAAUAUUGUUUGCUGUAAUUAUUUUAGAUUUAUAAUAGCAUUUCUUCUAUAUAAUACUCAGGUAUAACCAUGGAAACAAUAUUUUGCCUUAACUGCUGCUAUUUCUCAAAGAGCUUUCAUACUUUAGGCCAAAUUAUGUCGGUCUUAUCCACAGUACAAUUUUUACCUUUUAGAAAGUGAACAAAAAAAGGGUCUCUUUUGAGAAGUAAUUCAUUUGUGUUACAAACACCACAUUUAUUUGAUCCCUCAGUGAUGUCUAGUAGUCAUGGCAUCUUGACAGUGUGACAGUUGGUGUGUGAUGAUAAGACGUCGGAAGCUCCUAAGGAUAGUAUUUUCAGUUUAGGUGUUUUGAGCAAGGAGAUAGAGCUGAACGUUUGGGCUCUCAUGGUGGGAAUGGUGUGCUUUAUAUUGGAAUGCAACCCAAAAAACAAUGUUUGUUUAGAGAUUGAAUGUUUAAGGAUAACACUCCUGUUGGAAAUAUGAUCGGUCAAAGAGGGAGACAGAUUUGAUCUGACUUGGUUAUCAUGUUUUCCAAAGAGUUUAAAUGAGGCUAAACAUUGAUCCAGUUACUAUACAUUAUACAAUGGAGUCACAUUUAUGCUGUUGAUUGUAUUUCUGUAUGUAAGUGUUCACAGGUACACAAGCUAUACCAUUGCUCAUUACUGAUCAUAAUACUCUUAAGUCCAUUCAUUUAUGGAUCAAUAAAGAUAGAUUUUAGAUGCACUUUC
Osmerus eperlanus (European smelt) is the source of this 3922-nucleotide messenger RNA. It is a transcript of the gene lrrc8da, whose product is annotated as leucine rich repeat containing 8 VRAC subunit Da. The record is from RefSeq and is a predicted model, not a curated record. Bases 404 to 2962 code for a protein of 852 amino acids. Gene Ontology annotation, molecular function: protein binding. The transcript has 2 exons. Lineage: Eukaryota; Metazoa; Chordata; Actinopteri; Osmeriformes; Osmeridae.